Messenger RNA from Penicillium diatomitis, 1851 nucleotides. It is a transcript of the gene has1, whose product is annotated as ATP-dependent RNA helicase HAS1. Gene Ontology annotation, cellular component: nucleolus. Bases 1 to 1851 code for a protein of 616 amino acids. The record is from RefSeq and is a predicted model, not a curated record. Gene Ontology annotation, molecular function: RNA helicase activity; nucleic acid binding; ATP binding. The transcript has 3 exons. Lineage: Eukaryota; Fungi; Ascomycota; Eurotiomycetes; Eurotiales; Aspergillaceae. Gene Ontology annotation, biological process: maturation of LSU-rRNA from tricistronic rRNA transcript (SSU-rRNA, 5.8S rRNA, LSU-rRNA).
AUGCCUGGCCCCGUGGACACUGCCAAGACAAUCACGAAGAAGCGCAAGAGAAAGCACGCCGCCCGCGCAGGAGCAGACGAUGAGGAAGUGCCAAAGUCAGUCAAGGCCCAGUCCAGCCCUGCCGUGAAGGCAAAGAAGGCUGUCGCCUCUCCCAAGCCUGCCUCCGACAAAUCCACCAAGAAGCGCAAAGUCGAUCACACAUCCAGCGACGACGAGGGUAGUGCGAGCGAGGCCAAGGAGGUCGAGGUAGAGGAUGCUGAGGAGUCUGAGGAGUCUGAGGACCUGAAGAACGAUCAGGAUGAUGACAAGGACGACGUGGAGGAUGUCAAUGGCAAGGGCGAGGAUCUUCCGGGUAUGGACCAGGUUCGCCUGCCGCAGACCGAGGAGGGUGAGCUGAAGAAAUUCAGCGAGUUGAACCUUUCCGAGAAGACCAUGAAGGGAAUUUCAGACAUGGGCUUCGAGACAAUGACGGAGAUCCAACAACGAACCAUUCCUCCUCUUCUGGCUGGUCGUGAUGUGCUCGGUGCUGCAAAGACUGGAUCUGGCAAGACUCUGUCCUUCCUGAUCCCCGCCGUGGAGAUGCUGAGCGCUUUGCGUUUCAAGCCCCGCAACGGUACUGGUGUCCUUGUGGUUUCACCCACUCGCGAGUUGGCUCUCCAAAUCUUCGGUGUUGCUCGUGAACUGAUGGCCCACCAUUCACAAACCUAUGGCAUUGUGAUUGGUGGUGCGAACCGUCGUGCUGAGGCUGAGAAGCUUGUUAAGGGUGUCAACUUGUUGAUCGCCACCCCCGGUCGCUUGCUCGAUCACCUCCAAAAUACCCAAGGAUUUAUCUUCAAGAAUCUGAAGACUUUGGUUAUUGACGAGGCCGAUCGUAUCCUGGAAGUUGGAUUUGAGGACGAAAUGCGCCAAAUUGUGAAGAUCUUGCCCACUGAAGAGCGCCAGACCAUGCUUUUCUCCGCUACACAAACAACAAAGGUCGAGGAUCUGGCCCGUAUCUCCUUGCGCCCGGGUCCCCUUUACAUCAACGUUGACCAUCGCAAGGAGCAUUCGACUGUGGAGGGCUUGGAACAGGGCUAUGUACUCUGUGAGGCCGACAAACGGUUCCUGCUUCUGUUCUCCUUCUUGAAGCGCAACCUGAAGAAGAAGAUCAUUGUCUUUUUCUCCAGCUGCAACUGUGUCAAAUACCACGCCGAACUCCUCAACUACAUCGAUCUGCCUGUCCUGGAACUGCAUGGCAAGCAAAAGCAGCAGAAACGGACCAACACUUUCUUUGAGUUCUGCAACGCCCAGCAGGGUACAUUGAUCUGUACCGAUGUUGCGGCUCGUGGUCUCGAUAUCCCUGCUGUGGACUGGAUCAUCCAGUUCGAUCCCCCAGAUGAUCCCCGUGACUAUAUUCACCGUGUGGGUCGUACCGCACGAGGUGCCAACGGCAAGGGCCGCAGUCUGAUGUUCCUGCAACCAUCAGAAGUUGGGUUCUUGAAGCACCUCAAGGAGGCUCGUGUGCCUGUUGUGGAAUUUGAGUUCCCCAACUCCAAGAUUGUCAAUGUUCAAUCCCAACUCGAGAAGCUCAUUGGACAAAAUUACUACCUCAACAAGUCCGCCAAGGAAGGAUACCGAUCUUACCUCCAAGCCUACGCCUCGCACUCUCUCCGCUCGGUCUUCGACGUACACAAGUUGGACUUGGUCAAGGUGGCCAAGGGUUUUGGUUUCUCGGCCCCACCUCGGAUCGACAUUUCGUUGGGCGCUAGCUUGAGUCGAGACAAGAAGCAAGAGCAGCAAGGUCGUCGGACAUAUGGCAGCCAGCCAAAGGGCAACAAGGGCUUGAAGUUCAAGCGCAAGCACGACAACUAG